AUGCAAUUUGACGAUGUCUAUGAUUUGAUUAAAGAUAAUGGAGAUAAUAUAAUUGACUUGACUCAUGAUAAUAAUUUAGAAGUUAUUGAAACCCAAAUAAAGGAUAAAACUAUUGAUUUUAAUCAAAAUGAUGAAAUUUAUUUAUUAACUGAAUGCUUAAGAGUAAAUGAGAUUCGACAUACAAUCUUUCCAAUGGAAUAUCCACCUACAUCUUUGGAAGAUAUCGCAAUUUGUUAUAACAUAGAGAAUUGGGGUUCUUAUGAACCAGCAUUUAAAAAUAUAAGUACCAAAAGAUUUAAUUUAAACAUGGGUAUAACACCGUCAAGAGAAGACUUCGUAACCCUGGAAGGAUACGCAAAAAAAAGCAAAGAAGAGCGUAGAGCAAUAAUACAAAACGCAGGAAUGGAAAUAACUGACAACGACAAAGAAAUAGCACAAUUUUUGGGCCCAGAAGACGAAAUAUUAGGCUGCUUUAUUAGAGGAAUAAUCACAAUAUGCCUUAGACAUUUCAACAACCAAAGAACAAAAGAAUUCAACGAAUACAUAGAAGAUUACAAGACAGCAAUAAACGAUAUGAUACAACAAAAAACUUUAGAAAUGAACGAAUGGGCCUGA
This is a messenger RNA of Rhizophagus irregularis DAOM 181602=DAOM 197198, 615 nucleotides long. RefSeq lists its product as uncharacterized. Lineage: Eukaryota; Fungi; Glomeromycota; Glomeromycetes; Glomerales; Glomeraceae. The record is from RefSeq and is a predicted model, not a curated record.